Messenger RNA from Didymodactylos carnosus, 558 nucleotides. The record is from the annotation of a GenBank genome assembly. NCBI's taxonomy places the organism in Eukaryota, Metazoa, Rotifera, Eurotatoria, Philodinida, Philodinidae.
GCUCAGGUUUAUUUGACCACAACCUAUUUCAACGGUUAUAUUGACAAUUUACAAGUAGUAACACGAGCAAAAUCAGCUACAGAAAUUCUAUAUGAUGCAUCAUUGAUUGCUUAUUAUUCAUUUGAUCUACCUUAUCCGAACAAUGAUAACGGCCCAAAUGGAUUAAACGGAACAUCAGCCAAUACAGCAACGGUUAUUGGUCGUGUCAAUCAAGCAAUGCGCUUUACCGGUUCAUCGUCCUAUUUUCAAGCAUAUGGUUUUUAUCAAAUAGUUUAUGGCGUUAAUACAAACGGACCAUUUUCAAUUUCUUUGUGGAUAAAUCCAUCGGUGAUGAUCACUUGCGCAUUUGUCCAAGUAUCAACAACUCAAUCGGGCGGCACAUGUACUAAUCUACUGGGUAUUUAUUCAGCUGCUGGCGUGUCGGGUCAAAUUAUUGCACAAGCACAAUCUUCGGCAACAAUAUUUGGUCCAUAUGUAACGGCAAGUUCGAUCGACGAAAUCUACGUUCACAAUCGAGUACUGGCAGCCUCCGAAGUUUAUACGCUUGCUAAUCCGUGA